UAGUCAUUAUUUUUUUUUUUGAAUCGUGUCGAAAUGUGAUAACAAUAUGAAUUUGGCGGUUUUCGACUUUCAUUUUCAUAUCAAGAUCUAAGCUGAUAAUAUGAACACAAAACAACAGAAUUGUUAAUUAUUGUUAUUUGCAUCUAUGGUUAUUUGUCAAUAUUGUUAUUAUUGCAAUAGUGUUAAUGUUGUUAAAAAAUUUAAAUUCACACAGUUAUCUACCAAAACGGCUAAACCAAACCUUUUGUAUUAUUAUGUUUGUCAGUUCAUGUUCGUAUUAAUAUUAUUAUUGACUGUGAAAUUAAUAUAGAAUCUAUUUUAAUAUAAAUUUUGGUAUAUCUACCUACUUAUUGUAUAAAAUCUUGUGCAAUUUUAUUGUUCGUGAUUGAGUUUGACACGUAAUAGUUACAAUUUUGAAGAGCUAAAUUUCGUCUGCCAAAAAAAUCCAGUGAUAUUCAAAAUGUCCAUCGAUAACACUAAUUUAGAAGAGAUGGUUGAGAAAACACUAGAAUCCACUGGUGUCUUGUCUAAAAUGAGAGCCGAACUUCGAGCAAAUGUUUUUCAUGUUCUUGAAAAAGGUUCAUCAUUUCAGAAUAAAUUGUAUACAGACAAAAUUAAAGACUUUGUUUCUAAUAAUAAUGGAACAUUAUUGUUAUCUUUAGUUAAAGAUUUGUUUGAGUAUUUAGAACUAAAGUUUACAACAUCUGUAUUUGAUUCUGAAACUGGCGCUGCACAUCAAUAUCAAUACAAAGAUAAAGAUGAUAUUUUAGAAGAACUUUCUCUUUCAAAGGAUGAUAAAAGACCUUUAUUGUUACAAAUUCUUGAAACUUACCAGUCACAACAUAAAUCGACCAAUGAUGCGAUUAAGCAUAAUGCAACACAACAUAAUGGUGAAACACACGAUGGAUCUUCACUAGCUCAAAUAUUAAAAAAUAAUACAGAAACAAUAAAAUCAACACUUGAUAAUAAUAAAUCACCAAGGUUAUCACCAGUUAAAACAAAAUUAUUUGAAGAAAAUACAGAUUAUGAGAUUUAUGACAGUCAUGCACAUUUGGGUUCAUUGUCAUCAUCAAAUCUUAAUUUAUCUGAUAAUAUACAGUUAAAAGAUAUCGAAAGCUCUGAGAGUUUAAAUAGUUUAAGCAUAGAACAGUUAUCACCAAUUAAAAGACCACCUGCUACUGAUCAAAAUGAAAACACAGAUGAACAUUUUAACUCUGAUAUAAAAAGUGAUAAAAAUGAAUCUAGUUUGGAGGAUAUUGAAACUGAUGAAAAUCUUUCAUGUGGAAAUGACAGCCUACCGAGCACUGAUUUAUCUACUCAAAAUGGCAGCCCAGAAAAGAUAAGGACUCAUAACAUACAUCUUUGAAUAUUUCUUUGCAAAAUAACAAGAUUUUAGACUUCUGAUGUUUAUUUUUUACUUUUAUACAAUCAAAUUAUUUGUAGUAUUUAAAAAUUAAUUACAAAUGUAAAUAAACAAUUAACAGUACGAAUGACAGAAAACUAUAGCUACAAGUAACACUCA
Molecule: messenger RNA, 1522 nt
Organism: Acyrthosiphon pisum (pea aphid)
Lineage: Eukaryota; Metazoa; Arthropoda; Insecta; Hemiptera; Aphididae
Product: FGFR1 oncogene partner
Exons: 7
Coding region: 461-1366 (301 amino acids)
Biological process (GO): microtubule anchoring
Cellular component (GO): microtubule organizing center
Source: RefSeq, a predicted model, not a curated record